GGAUCCGCGCAUGGGAAAAUGACAAUCAAGUUUGUGGUCAUCUUCUUCACACUUCUGCUCGCUCAAGGUGCUCGUUCUGAUCUACUGAAAUAUGGCGACGACGACGAAGAUCACCACGAUACCACUGUCAAUCAAAUGCUGGUUCCCAGGUCGCACCAGGAGGAUGCCACACUUAUACUGAACAAUUUGCUCAAGGAAUAUGACAAGACGCUACGGCCGGAUAUUGGAAUGAAACCAACAGUCAUCAAUGUGGGCAUAUAUGUCAACAGCAUCGGGCCUGUGUCAUCCAUCGAUAUGGAGUACCAGAUCGAUAUUAUCUUCGCCCAGACCUGGGUGGACACCCGUCUGCAGUAUAACAGCAGCAGCAUGAAGAUCCUAACCCUCAACAGCAAUAUGGUCGGCUUGAUCUGGCUGCCCGACACCAUCUUUAGGAAUUCCAAGAACGCAGACUCUCACUGGAUAACGACGCCCAAUCAGCUGCUCAGGAUCUUCAACAAUGGAAAAAUACUUUAUACACUGAGGAUGACCAUCAACGCAGAAUGCCAGCUGCAGCUUCAUAAUUUCCCAAUGGACGAACACUCCUGUCCUCUCGUCUUCUCCAGCUAUGGCUACCCCCGAGAUGAGAUUGUGUACAAGUGGAAGCGAAACUCAGUGGAGACGUCGGACCAGAAAUACUGGAGGCUUUACCAGUUUGAUUUCAUGGGGCUCAGAAACACCACAGAUGUGCUCUCGACAACAGCAGGUGACUAUGUGUUGAUGACAGUGUACUUUGACCUCAGCAGAAGGAUGGGAUACUUCACCAUCCAGACCUACAUCCCCUGUAUCCUGACUGUGGUCCUCUCCUGGGUCUCCUUCUGGAUCAAGAGCGAUGCCACGCCUGCAAGGACGGCCCUAGGUAUCACCACAGUGCUGACUAUGACCACCCUGAGCACAGUCGCCAGGAACUCGCUACCUAGAGUGUCUUAUGUGACGGCCAUGGACCUGUUUGUCACAGUCUGCUUCCUAUUCGUCUUCGCUGCCAUGAUCGAGUAUGCCAUGCUCAACUACUACUCCUACAUUGUACGCAGACCUCCUGCCAAGACACAGAGAAUGGCCUACUCAUCUUUCAACAUGGGUCACACUCCACGGCCCAUGAUGCCCAUGGGCAACUCCCUGUUCUGGCACGACUACGAUGACAACUGCCUGUAUGAGUGCCUGGACGGGAAAGACUGCAAGAGCUUCUUCUGCUGCUACGAGGAGUGUAAAGAAGGCGGCUGGAAGAAAGGACGGAUCCACGUCAACAUCCGCGAGCUGGAUUCCUACUCCCGGGUUUUCUUCCCCACCUCCUUCUUGCUCUUCAACAUAGUCUACUGGGUCAGCUACCUCUACCUCUAGUUGGUCUCGGGCUGUGAUCCGUGGGCCCUUCUAAGAUAGCCGCAGUCCCCGCCACUUGGCAACGUGGAUUGAGAUUUAAGGUCAAAACUAAGCGUGGAGGAUCUGCUCUGUGGGAAUUGUGGAAAACAUGCUGCCUGUGGAGGGGUAUGACUAAAAAAUACAUGUGUGCAGUGGUGCACAGUGGAAAGGCCAUGAUACUUUGAGCAGUGGCACUCAAAGGAGAAUAAAACGCUCAGCAGUGGAACAACAAGACGCUGGCAUUAACUUCAAUGGAUAGGUCCCCUUUAUGACUCUCCGAGAAACCAAACAACAGACAGCUGCGACUUGAGGGAUGUUUGGGGACGGGGUUGCAUUGCUGAAUCUUGGUCUUUGAGAUGGUGAAGCACCCAUAGUGCCUUCUUUAGAAAGGGUGCAGUACCGAGAUACGCAGCUUCAGAGUUCCAUCCA
Micropterus dolomieu (smallmouth bass) is the source of this 1821-nucleotide messenger RNA. Its product is annotated as gamma-aminobutyric acid receptor subunit gamma-3-like. Gene Ontology annotation, biological process: nervous system process; synaptic transmission, GABAergic; monoatomic ion transmembrane transport. Gene Ontology annotation, cellular component: neuron projection; dendrite membrane; synapse. The coding region runs from base 19 to 1374 and encodes 451 amino acids. The transcript is spliced from 10 exons. NCBI's taxonomy places the organism in Eukaryota, Metazoa, Chordata, Actinopteri, Centrarchiformes, Centrarchidae. The record is from RefSeq and is a predicted model, not a curated record. Gene Ontology annotation, molecular function: transmitter-gated monoatomic ion channel activity involved in regulation of postsynaptic membrane potential; GABA-A receptor activity; benzodiazepine receptor activity.